Lachnellula hyalina is the source of this 1380-nucleotide messenger RNA. RefSeq names its product Sterol uptake control protein. The transcript has 2 exons. NCBI's taxonomy places the organism in Eukaryota, Fungi, Ascomycota, Leotiomycetes, Helotiales, Lachnaceae. The coding region runs from base 1 to 1380 and encodes 459 amino acids. Gene Ontology annotation, molecular function: DNA-binding transcription factor activity, RNA polymerase II-specific; zinc ion binding. The record is from RefSeq and is a predicted model, not a curated record. Gene Ontology annotation, biological process: regulation of transcription by RNA polymerase II.
AUGAGUGAACCGGUCGAGCCGCUUCGAACGACUGCAACAAAACCUGCCUCCCGGAAAGCGCAUCGCAAGACAAGGACAGGCUGCCGGACUUGCAAACUGAGGAAGAUUAAGGCAAGUUGGACUCUUCAUCUCUCCUCUUCUGCCACACAGCCCAUCUCAGGAUUGGAAAGCUGCGAUGAACAAAGACCAGAAUGUACCAACUGCAUGAAACACUCCGUUCAGUGCGAUUAUAUGGGCACGCCGAUACCUAUAUCUGCAAGCAGCCCUGCUAGUUCCGGAGCCCCUACCAAGCAUGUAAAUACCCCUUCAAGCGGGACGUUCCAGGGCUCUGGGGGCGAAAUCACACGUUUCAACAGUCCUUCGGUCCAGAAUGAACCAUUGAGCAUGAACAUGCUGGACUUGGAACUUCUCCACAACUUCUCCACAUCCACCAGCCUCACUCUCCACACGAACCCGGCGCUCAAGACAAUGUGGAAAGUCAAUGUGCCUAAAGUUGGAUUCUCCUACGACUUUGUGAUGCGUGGAAUCUUGGCUGUGUCUGCACUACACAUUGCCCACUUCACACCCGAGAAAAGAGACUACUUUGUAGCACAAGCCCUGAUACAACACCAAAGCGGUCUGCGCGUGGCAACUUCAAUGCUGUCAAACAUAACCGAUGAGAAUUGUUCCGCAGUCUACAUCUUCUCGGCGCUGACCCUGUUCUUCGCCAUUGCCACUCCGCGCAAACCCGGCGACUUUCUGAUCGUAGGCGAAACCGGAGUAGUAGACUGGCUCAUCUUGAUUAAAGGGUGCAUUUCAAUCGUCGCUACAGGGCAAGAGAUUCUCUCUAAAGGUCCUUUUGGGCUUAUGUUUCGAGCAGAGGAGCGGAAGGGAAGAUUGAGGGAAGAACUCGCUGCGGAUUUCCACGGAGAGGCAGACCCGCUUCGAGAACUGCGAGAUCACAUCAACAACUCCCAGCAUUCCGAACAAGACUACCACACGUAUCACACUGCUAUUGAGGAGCUGCGGACAAUUUAUGCUCUCAUCUACAAGCAGAGCUAUGCAGAUUACGAACCUGGAGAUUUGUUCACCUGGCUCUUCCAGCUCAGUCCUCAGUUCCUGGAGAAAUUUCAAGCCCGCAGUCAAGAAUCACUUGCCAUAUUCGCGUAUUUUUGUGUACUGCUGAAACGGGCAAAUGAAUGCUGGUGGCUUGAUGGCUGCGGUAUUCAUUUCCUGGCUCAGACGUAUGACCUGCUUGACGAAGACCACCGAUUGUGGAUAAGAUGGCCGAUUGAAGAGUGUGGCUGGGUUCCAAAUUCGUCAACCACAACGGAUAUCACUAUGAAAGGUGUCUCCCAUUACAGUAACUUUCCACAGCCGCAUUUUUCUAGUGGUAUAUGA